Messenger RNA from Phacochoerus africanus (Common warthog), 921 nucleotides. It is a transcript of the gene MAGOHB, whose product is annotated as mago homolog B, exon junction complex subunit. The record is from RefSeq and is a predicted model, not a curated record. Gene Ontology annotation, biological process: RNA splicing. The transcript has 5 exons. Gene Ontology annotation, cellular component: nucleus; catalytic step 2 spliceosome; exon-exon junction complex. NCBI's taxonomy places the organism in Eukaryota, Metazoa, Chordata, Mammalia, Artiodactyla, Suidae. The coding region runs from base 80 to 526 and encodes 148 amino acids.
AAUCCUGAGCGUCUGACGUCACUGCCAGGCGCCCUGUAGCACGUUGGCCGGGCCUUCGGCGGGCUUUUCGGGGACCAAGAUGUCUAUGGCCAGCGAUUUCUACCUGCGCUACUACGUAGGACACAAGGGCAAGUUUGGACACGAGUUUCUGGAGUUCGAGUUUCGGCCGGACGGAAAACUUAGAUACGCCAACAACAGCAAUUAUAAAAAUGAUGUCAUGAUCAGAAAGGAGGCUUAUGUACACAAGAGUGUAAUGGAAGAACUGAAGAGAAUUAUUGACGACAGUGAAAUUACAAAGGAAGAUGAUGCUUUGUGGCCUCCUCCUGACAGGGUUGGUCGGCAGGAGCUUGAAAUCGUGAUUGGAGAUGAACACAUUUCUUUCACCACAUCAAAAAUAGGUUCUCUUAUUGAUGUUAAUCAGUCAAAGGAUCCUGAAGGCCUUCGAGUAUUUUAUUACUUGGUACAGGACCUGAAAUGUUUAGUUUUUAGUCUUAUUGGAUUACAUUUCAAGAUUAAACCAAUCUAAAUUGUAUGUUUUUUUGAAACUGUUUUUAUAUUUAAUUAAGGGAUGGGUGAGGGAGGGGUUGUCAUUUAUAAUACUGGGGUUUUUAUGAAUGCAAAGCAAACUUUUUGUAUGCAAAUUGAAAAUAAGAAAAUACAUAAACAUGGAGUUCCCUUGUGGCACAACAGGUUAAGGAUUCCGUGUUGUCACUUGUGGCACAGGUUCUGUCCCUGCCCAGGAACUUGCACAUGCUGUGAGUGUGGCCAAAAAGAAAGAAAAAGAAAGAAAAUACAUAAAUGGACUUAAUGGUUAUCUUCACUUGGGUCCAAGUGGGUUGGACAGCCCCACAUGCAUUAAGUUCUGUAAAUAAAAACCACCUUUCAUUGAAAUGUUGCUCUAAUAAAAUAUGUCAAAGCCUG